Sceloporus undulatus (fence lizard) is the source of this 3525-nucleotide messenger RNA. RefSeq names its product melanophilin-like. Lineage: Eukaryota; Metazoa; Chordata; Lepidosauria; Squamata; Phrynosomatidae. Gene Ontology annotation, molecular function: actin binding; myosin binding. The transcript is spliced from 6 exons. The record is from RefSeq and is a predicted model, not a curated record. Bases 961 to 1485 code for a protein of 174 amino acids. Gene Ontology annotation, cellular component: cortical actin cytoskeleton.
UCAAAAAUCAAGUUUUUGAACAUUUUUUGGAUUUUUUUUUAAAAAAAUAAUUCUUUCCAUUGCUAGUAGUCUGUAGCAUUUAACGAAGAACCUGAGGAAAGAUAUGCUCUUUGACAGGCUAGAUCAUUUGGAAAGACUAAUGAGAAUUUUUACAGUGUGAUUUAAAGGUCCAAUAAAGUUUAAAAGAGUUGUUGGGUCCUCCAAAGAAGAUCACAGGACUUUAGCCAAUCUUGGAUCUCAGAGAUGUCAGCUCUGGGUGUCUUUUUGGUGCUGGAGGAACCUACCCCAGUUCUUUCCAUAUUAUUUCUACUCUGGUAUCAAAGUUUCUGUUCAAGUAAUGCCUAGGAACACAUCUACUUUCUUACUGAGAUAUACCUGUACUUUCAUCUUUUAUAUUGUAAUAUGCCAUGCUAAGCUUCCUGUUCACACCAUCCAUAUAUGUGAUGUGCAGAAACCAUGCCAAAGGAAGAAUGGUUCUUUUAGCGGCCACCUGUGCAUUCACACAGCAGACUCCUCCUUCCCUUCUAUGACACACCAUAUUUAUUAUGUUCACUGUAGUGUUGUUUUCUUUAACAGAGCAGUUCUAUUAUGCAGUGGAUGAAAGAGGCAGGGAGGUUGCCUAUAUUCUUUGCUCAAGAAGGUUCUGAGGCAGCUCUCUGUAGAUGCAUAGCCCAUAUGUGUGAAUGCACAGGUGGCCACUUAAAGAGCCACAGUUCCAGAUAAGAAAUCUGAGUUCUUUCACAGGACCAAAGAUCACUUGCAGUGCAGUUAUGCAAAUGUUUGCUCAGUAGUAAGCACUGCUAAAUUCAGUGAGAUUUGCUUCAGUGUAAGUAUGUAGUAUAGGACUGCAGCCUUAAGGCACUUCCAUGACAAUUGUAGAAAGGGGUUACAUAAACAACAACAUUGGAAGAUACCAUGAACAAUACUUGGCUGGAAGAUGACUAGCACUAUUUAUUUCAGAUGUAUAUUCCUUCGGGAAAGGCACAUGGGCUGGUAAAGAAGUUGAAAGAGCCAGAGGACCAUAACCGCCAAAGUGCAACCACCGAUUCAGAGCUGUCGGAACUCGAAGACAAAGUGGCUUCUGCUGUGGCUCAGGUUCAGCACACUGAGAGUGAGGUGUCUGAUAUAGAAACCCGAAUAGCAGCUCUGAGUGCUGCUGGUCUGACCGUUAAACCAGUGGAAAAGUCCAAGAAGAAAUCAAGUACCCAGGUAUUUACUCUCCAGCCUCCCAGGAAUGCAUAUAACUCUCUAGAUGAUCAGAGCUCAGACUCUCCUGUUACAGCGUCAUCUGAUGACUUCAAAGUAAUGUCUAUGCCACAUGUGUUAAGGAGAAAAUUCACCUCUUCACUUGACAUUUCAAACAACGCUGAAUCAUUUGCUCGGAACUCCUAUUACAGAGGGUCUUUAACACAGCGAAAUCCCAAUGGAAGAAACAGGAAAGCAGAUCGCAUCUUUGCGAAACCUGUGAUGACCCACCGGUCUUGAAAACAACGAAGAACUUCCAAGGUUAAUGAAGUGGGCCUCAGGCUGUAGGUUUCAUUCCCUCAAUUUUCUGUUUUCCCCCCUCCUUCCCACUUCUCCACGUGCAUCAAAUAUCAAAGGAAAGAAGCAAGCUACUUUUGAAAGUAAUUCCCUGUGCAAUGCUCCUGUGAAGUUUGGGACCUACAUUUUGGACAAAAGCACCCAACCCCAACUUAGUUAUAAGAAAUUUAUUCUACAGAGUUGACUUACUGACCCACAUCUGUUAAAUAAGACUUGUAGCUAAAGUAUUUUUUUCUUCUUCACAUGCUAUUGUAUGUCUGCAUUCUGAUUUAUCUGGAUAUUUGGAUUAAAGUCCUAUUAUCUAGGCCUGUGGUUUAGUCUGACUGGUCCAAUGUGUAAUAUCUACUAUUUGCAUUGCUUUGAACCACCCAGGAUUUAAUGCUGAUAUACAGUAAUCAGAAAGGUGCUGAGACUGGGGUGGGAGUGCCUGUUAGUUCAGCACAGUGAACUAGAAAACAGAAGAUUUGCUUGUUAUGUAUAGCUUUAGCUGCCUUUCAGCGCUUGAUGCAUCUAGAUGUCUACUGGAUUUCCUCAUUCAUGAAAACAACAUGUUUAAUUGAAGAAAAGAGUGCUGUGACACUCUGAAGACUUUUCUUUUAUUGUAGUGCCCUUUUUUGUCAAGUGCUUGCAAUACAUGUGACCAGCUGGAUUCUAGACCAUGGAAGCUUAUGCUGCAAUAAACGCAGUAUCAUACCAUACCCCUGCAAGCAUUUACAAAACUUUGUUGUUUUGGGUAUGCUAGUGCACAUGACAUAGUUGUACACACAUGUCCUAAGAGGAGACACCUCAAAUCUCUCCAAUGCAAGAUAAAAAUAACUGCAUUACAAGGAGGAGGAGGAGGAGGAGGAGUGGGGGAGGACAGAGUGAGAAAUGAAAGAGGAGGUAACAAUUGUAUAAAGACCACAGCUCAUUGGUUGAGCACAUUCAUAUUCAAAAUCCCUGGCAUUUUGUUAAACAAAAAAUCAGGUACACAUGAUGGGAAUAACUCACCUUUUCUUUGGCAAAUUUGGAUAGCCAUUGCCCAUCAGAAUAGACAAUAAUAAGCUACAAGAACAACUGGUUUGGUGUAACAGAUGAGGCAGUUUCCUAUGUUCCUAGCUAUGCUUAUCAACUGUGUCUUAAGCAACCCUGACUGGGUUUUUUCUGUUAUCUAGUACUUCCUUCUAUUUUAUACUAUCAUAUGUAUUCACAGGAUUUUAGGCAGAUAGCAAGAAGCAGGCCCUCCAAUACUGGGGUUUGAUAGAUUCUGAAGAUCCCUCCCCUAAACUGCAACUCCAAGGAUUCCAUAGGAUAAAACCAUGGCAGUUCAAGUGGGAGCAUAGUACUAUAAUUGUACAGUCCCAUAUCUGAUAAAUUCUUCACACAAUGAUGAUAAGAUCAUCUCUGAUAAACUCAGCAAUCUGAUAAACCCAUCAAGAGUGUUAAGGCAACACAUUUUUCAAACAUGAAAAUAGGCAGCAAUAUUGAGCUAUGUUCUGAAGAACAGCAAUUUGCAUGACAAGUGACAGAAUUCCUGCUCAAAAUCCAAUUGUUAAUCCCAGCUAGAGUAGACCUAUUGAAACAUUUGUGUAAGUUCUCUUAAUUCAGAGAGUCUACUUUAGAGUUGCUGGACUAAAAACUAUACCUUUAAAGGUUGUGUAGAAGAAGGAAUGUCAGCAGAUGCUGCUUGUCAUGCAGCCAGGUGAUAUCUGCUGAAAUUUCCUCUUUAAAAGUAGAGGAGCCCUCUCCAGAUUUCACACUGACAACCCUAGUCUCUUUAUUUGGAACUAACAGUUCAGACACCAUUCCUGUUCAGGUGUCUUAAACCUACAUAAGCUAAAUAAAGAUUAUGGGAAGUUGAAGGCCUCAAGUUGCAAUUUCUUUCCUUCAAAAAAUGGUAUCAUGUGCCAAAUAGAAUUGUUGCUUUCCACCCUAAUGUAUAUAUGUAUGUAUGUAUGUUCCGAUCUAGAGCUGCAAUAAAAGUUCAUUAAAUUCUAUAGCUGA